UCUCCGGCAAAGGGUUUAGUUAGGGUUUUUCAAGUCAUCGAGUUUCAAAAUGAGAGGGUUGCAGCUCUCCUUGAACCAAACCCAGAAGCUUCGUCUUCAGAGAGCUCUCGAAAAGCUCGAAUCUCUCUCCUCAAAACCCAAUUCCAAUGCUUCUGUUAUCGUCGCCGACUCCAUCCCCGUCAACCACGAAGAUGGACUUCUCAAGGGGCACGGGACGUCUGAAGUUAACGGUGAGGUUGUUGCGACGGUCUGCGGCGUCGUCGAGAGGGUGAAUAAGCUGGUUUAUGUGCGGUCAUUGAGAGCUAGGUAUAAACCAGAGGUUGGAGAUAUUCUUGUAGGGCGUGUUAUUGAGGUUGCUCCGAAACGUUGGAGAGUAGAGAUAAACUUUAGCCACGAUGCUGUGCUGAUGCUUUCUUCGAUGAACUUACCCAAUGGCAUCCAGAGGCGUCGAACUGCUUUGGAUGAAUUGAACAUGCGCACUAUUUUUGAAGAGAACGAUGUCAUUUGUGCUGAAGUUCGCGGUUUUCAGUAUGACGGUUUACAUCUCCAAGCAAGAAGUCAGAAGUAUGGAAAGCUUGGAAGGGGUCAAAUGCUCACAGUCCCUCCUUAUCUAGUGAAAAGACGCAAACAACACUUUCAUAAUGUGGAGAAGUAUGGAAUUGACCUUAUCCUUGGCUGCAAUGGGUUCAUUUGGGUUGGUGAGCAUGUAGAAGUUACAGAUGAUAUGGUAGUUGAUCAAGUGAACAAUUCUGAACAACAAAGUGCAAAAUCUGAUAAAGAAAUUCUAAGCCUUGAAGAGCAAGAAAGAAAUUACACUACCCAGGAGACAAGGGAGAACAUCUGCAGGAUUGCAAAUGCUAUUCGCAUAUUGUCUACUUUAGGCUUUAGUAUUACAGUUGAAGUGAUUAUGGACACAGUCGAGUUGAGCAUUUCUCUGAAGCAACAGGUCCCCAUAUAUGAAAUGCUUGGUGCAGAGUUCUGUGUUCUUGUCGCAGAAAAGGAGGCUGCAAGGAGAAGCGUGAAUAAAAAGAAAUGAUUACUCGCAAUUGAACAUUAUUUUUUGGAUCCUUAUUUUUUUUAUUCUGUAUCAUCAAUUUCUUUCUCGUGCUUGUGCCUUCGACUUAUAAUAGAAAAUUAGCACUGUUGAGUUCCUAAGUGAUCACUCGGUGUAAUGGAUAUUGGGAACAUACAGCAGCCCAUCACUAGUAGCAUCAGUCUCAAUAUAAUCUAUUGUUUAUUAGUAUUAGUUUCCAUUUAUUGAAUCUGAGUUCUAGAGCACAAACCAUGUCUACUUGGCCUAUAGAAUCAACUUGAAAGAGUAUGAAAAUAUACAUUAAACAACCGUGUGAAAGUAAUGUGCUACCAUUGGAAAUAAGAGGUAACUUUGUAACUUCUGAUCAUUGCACCUAAGUACAAUUUUAAACGCAGUACUUAGCGGGUCGGAAACUAGGUGGAGAUGUCACUAAAACAAUCUACCAUACAUCUAGAAACUUUGCACUAAUUCAUGUCAAAGAUCUUGAUACUAGUUACAGCAAUUCUACACAAAGUCUCAC
Messenger RNA from Argentina anserina (silverweed cinquefoil), 1553 nucleotides. RefSeq names its product exosome complex component RRP4 homolog. The record is from RefSeq and is a predicted model, not a curated record. Gene Ontology annotation, biological process: CUT catabolic process; U4 snRNA 3'-end processing; nuclear polyadenylation-dependent rRNA catabolic process. Lineage: Eukaryota; Viridiplantae; Streptophyta; Magnoliopsida; Rosales; Rosaceae. Gene Ontology annotation, cellular component: nuclear exosome (RNase complex); cytoplasmic exosome (RNase complex). The coding region runs from base 50 to 1036 and encodes 328 amino acids. The transcript is spliced from 7 exons. Gene Ontology annotation, molecular function: RNA binding.